AUGCCUCCGCCUCAGAUCAAGCAAGAUCUUAACAGAUCCGGAUGGGAAACAACAGAUUUCCCUUCAGUCUGCGAAAACUGCCUUCCAGAAAAUCCAUAUGUCAAGAUGCUCAAGGAAGACUAUGGCGCCGAGUGUAAACUGUGUACACGUCCAUUUACCGUGUUUAGCUGGAGUGCCGACCGAGCGCAAGGCCGGAAACGAAGGUGUAAUGUCUGCCUAACCUGCGCUAGACUCAAAAACUGUUGCCAAUCUUGCAUGCUCGAUCUCUCGUUUGGUCUGCCUCUCGUGGUCCGCGAUGCCGCAUUAAAGAUGGUUGCGCCCGGCCCUACCUCCGAUGUCAACCGUGAAUAUUUUGCCCAGAACAAUGAGCGAGCUAUUGAGGAAGGUCGAGGAGGUGUUGAAGAGUAUGAAAAGACGGAUGAAAAGGCCAGAGAGUUGCUUCGCCGCUUGGCAACAAGCAAACCCUAUUUCAGGAAAGGCCCGACCGUUGACGACUCGGGUGCCAUCAUUUCUUCCACAGGCGCCGGUCGCGGCGGACCUGGUCCAAUCCGGACUCGCGACUCCCGAGCGGCCGCGGCCGCGGGCGGUGGACGUCAGAAUCGACCAAAACCAGCCGCGGGUGGCAUAGCACAUACACCAAUCGGCCCCAAGGAUUGGAUGCCACCAGAUGACAAGAAUAUCAUGUCCUUGUUCCUAACUGGGGUUGAGGACGACCUUCCUGAAUACAAGAUCCGAGACUUUUUCAAAGUCCAUGGCAAGAUAAAGAGCCUCAUAUGCUCUCAUAUGUCGCAUUGCGCUUUUAUCAACUUUGAGACUAGGGAGGCUGCGGAAAAGGCUGCUGCUGCCUGCCAGGGGCGUGCAGUCAUUGCGGGCUGUCCCCUCCGUGUACGCUGGAAAAUGCCAACGGCGGUUGGAACCAUGAAUCGAGAACAGAGGGCGCAGAUGUUGAUGGAUGCGCGGCGUACAAUCACUGGUGUGAGGGGCAAGGAUAACCGUCGAGGUCACCCCGGGAGUACGCCGUCGGCUUCUGAGGGUGAACAAUCCGCCGGCCCGGCCACCACCGCCGCGCCACCAGGAAGUGCUGCGAUUCCCAAAUAUGCAAGUCUCGAGGGGGCGUAA
Molecule: messenger RNA, 1119 nt
Organism: Scedosporium apiospermum
Lineage: Eukaryota; Fungi; Ascomycota; Sordariomycetes; Microascales; Microascaceae
Product: Pre-mRNA-splicing factor slt-11
Exons: 2
Coding region: 1-1119 (372 amino acids)
Cellular component (GO): U2-type catalytic step 2 spliceosome; Prp19 complex; U2-type catalytic step 1 spliceosome
Molecular function (GO): pre-mRNA binding; U6 snRNA binding
Source: RefSeq, a predicted model, not a curated record